CUUAGGCAAUAUUCCAACAAAUCUUCGAAACAAGGCUAAAGCCAAGGCACUCGUUGGUAUUAUACCAACAUUUGAAGGUACUAUGGAGGAACGCAAAACACCAGAAUUUAGACAAUUGAUCCGGUCAACCUUUCACAAAUGCAUUAAUAUACUCAUUGAGCCGCUACGUUUACAGUAUCGUUCUGGAAUAUCGCUAAAAGUUAAUUCAUAUAAUUUAAAAUGUAAUAUGAUACUAGCCAGUAUUAUCGGAGACUGGCCCGAAAACUGCAAAUCAUGUUUAACUUAUAACGGAACAAGCUGCGCACAUCCAUGUCAUACCUGUCUUGUUAAAAAAGAUGAACUCAAUGCAAUCAAAAUACCUGCAAGUCACAAAAUUACUCGUAUGGAAGACCAAAUGCGACAAGUCAUUGCAGUUGGACAAGGACAAAAUUAUUCAAUACACAAAGAAACAAAUAGUUUCUGGAACCACCUGUAA
This is a messenger RNA of Dentiscutata heterogama, 475 nucleotides long. The record is from the annotation of a GenBank genome assembly. NCBI's taxonomy places the organism in Eukaryota, Fungi, Glomeromycota, Glomeromycetes, Diversisporales, Gigasporaceae.